ACCAAAAACCCAACAAAUAAAAAACUGAGUUAGCCCUUGUGAUCUAGUAAUUCCCUUGCUAGCUUUGAAGUUGAGCACAAAAAUAUCUUCAUAUUCAGCAAAAAUCAUCAUCAUGAGGAGCUUCUCAAAGAACAAGUUCCUCCUCUGUUUUCGUCCUGUGGUUGACAUAGAUUGCAUGAUAAAGUCCGAAGUUGCUCCUCAUCGUUCCUCUACUUGUCGUUUUCCACGCAUACCCUCUUCAGAGAACCACAACGUGAUGAAGAACUCAGAAACCAAAUCCGUAUAUUUUCCCCAUGUUUCACCAAAACGAAGGAUUUCUCGGGUGAUCAAAGCUGUGUUCUACGAAACCAUAUUGAAUAGAAGAGACCACCACAAAAAUCGUUACAUCCAUGAUUCUUUUGGUCCAAAGUAUUUGUCCUAUGGAGGAGAAACCAAAACCCUUCAAUCGCCUUUGUCAACUUCAUCUUCUUCACACGGUUUAGCUUCACCUUCUUUGAGCUCACACGCAUCAUCAUUUCAAUCAAAGAACGUGUCAAGUUACUACUCCACCAAGGAAAAAAGGAAAGAGGGUACUGGUCAUGGAGGGCCACUAGAGAAGCAAAAGAAGUUCGAGUGCUUAGGAAUAUACUUGAUUCUCAUAAGCUUAGCGUUUACGGUGUUUUGGGGGAAGCUUUUUGGUAUUAUUUUGACCUCAACAUUACUCUACUUUUUCGCUGUUUGGGACUCAAGUUCUCCAUGCCAAAAGAGGUUUCCUAGUUGUCCAAGACCCAGACAAAGUCUACAAGGCAAGGAUAAUAGAAAUUAUUUCACGGGUCGAAAUUAUCACAUGGCUAUGGUCCCGAUUAAUUUUCAUGUAACACGUAAUUGACAUUUACAAUUACUAGAAAAAGUUAAUAUAACUCAUCCAUUAUGUAUUAUGUGAAAAUUGAAAAAGACUAGGAUUAUUUAAUAUUACCUUCGAAUUUUUUUUAUAAGAAACAAAUUUUGUUAUAUUUUAUUAUAAAACUUGUUUUUAUAAAAAAGAAAAAUGGGAGGGAGAAGUUUUUUCAGAAGGUAGAGUUCAUUGGGAAGUAUGCUCCAAGGCAAUAGUAACUACCAUAAUGGGGCAUUAAUUUUUUACGUGAGAAUUGUCUUUUUCGUGCUUGGUGCUUCUCCAUUCUCUGCUGCUCUUUCUGUUGCUUCCUGAAUCAAAGCUUUCUUAGGCACAACACAAUGGACAGUGACAUGAUUACUCUUGCAGUUGUUUUGCUUGUGUAACAUUUUAGGGAAGGAUUGUGAGGUGGGAAAGACAGAAGAAACAGAUCCUCAUUUAUUUCGCUUUGUAAAAAGCUUUUGUUUGGCUUUCUGACAUGACAUUACGUAUCUAACAAAUGGAAGGUAGGAGUAGGAAUAGGAAUAGGAAUAGGAAUAGUAGUAUAGUAGUUAAUGAAAUUCGAUAGGGAGGGGUUGGUUGUUGUAUUGAAAGUUUAAUUUGUUACAGAUUUUUCAUUGGAAAUAAUAUAUACCAGUGUAUUGAUGAUCUGUGAAUAAAAA
Messenger RNA from Glycine soja, 1533 nucleotides. RefSeq lists its product as uncharacterized. Bases 113 to 868 code for a protein of 251 amino acids. Lineage: Eukaryota; Viridiplantae; Streptophyta; Magnoliopsida; Fabales; Fabaceae. The record is from RefSeq and is a predicted model, not a curated record. The transcript has 2 exons.